AUGGUCGUUCUCACACACGACGUCGAUCCUCAAGGGGAUCUUGUCGUGGUUCUGGGAAUGCCUAACUCUACCAACUUAAUUCCAAAGGUAUACAUAAAGAAGUGUUGGUCUGGUAUAUCUUACUUCAUCCGUGAUUGGGAUAUUUUCAACGUGCCGAAAGUGAAAUCCAUACUCCAGGCUGUUGACGACCCAGUACUUGUUCAUAAAGUCCGAUUCAGAGUUUCAUCGCACCACAUGAAAAUGGCGUCUCCUGUGUUUGCGAAGAUGUUGGACGGCCCCUGGAGCGAGUCAAAUUCUCUGAAUUCGUCGUCUACGCCCGCGUCUUUGGGUAACAACUCAGCUGUUCGCCCUCGCGAGGUCACUGCUCACAGCUGGGAUGCCGACGCACUUCUAGUGGUACUUAAUGUCAUCCAUGGGAUCAACGACCAAGUCCCUCGAGAAGUCAGUGUCGACUUCCUUGUCGAAAUUGCCGGUGUAGUUGAUUACUACCACUGCCAGAGAGCAAUGCAACUUGCCGGAGAAGUCUGGAGGCAAAAAGUGUAUGAAUUUCCGGUCAAAUACGGAAAGGGAUGCAUCUCAUGGUUGUUUAUUUCUUGGGCCUUUGGCUGGGAAGGUGUUUCAUCUCAGUUGGCAUCCUUCAUCAUCGCGCAUGGCCAGGGUCUAUCUCAUAUCAAGUCAGACGAGCUUCCGGUCACCUCCAUUCUUGGCAAGUUCGACAAGAAAAGACAAGAGUACAUCGCCAAAAUUAUGACACGGUUAGACGAGGUGGCUGAGGAUCUACUGAAUGGUCGAGCCGGUUGCAACAACGAAUGCUCGUCCAUGUUGUUGGGAUCAUUGAUGCGCAGAAGGCAUGCGUCGGCCCUCCUCAAUUUUACACAUCCCAGCCCAUACACGAACUACUCCGUCAAUGACUUCAUCAAAGAGACCCUUGUCGUUUGUACGAUAGAAUUGGGUUCCAUCAAGAGGAAGAGGUCUGAUACCCCCCACACCUGCAACAUUGCGGCAAUGAUGAAACCAUUCCUAAAGGAGACUUGGGAGGAGAUCAGGAGAUUCAAGAUUUCGGAUCUACAGGACAAGUGA
Fusarium mangiferae is the source of this 1080-nucleotide messenger RNA. RefSeq lists its product as uncharacterized. The record is from RefSeq and is a predicted model, not a curated record. The transcript has 3 exons. The coding region runs from base 1 to 1080 and encodes 359 amino acids. Lineage: Eukaryota; Fungi; Ascomycota; Sordariomycetes; Hypocreales; Nectriaceae.